AACAUGGACGCCUUUUUUGGAAGCUGGAAACUUGUGAAAAGGGAAAACUAUAAUGUGAUCCUGGCAGUAUGUGGUACUGAAGAGGAAGUUAUACAACUUGCAGAUGUGGUUAAACCAGUCAUCACUUUUUCCCAAGAUGGUGACAGUCUGGUCUAUACAGUAGAUCACGUCAUUCUUAAGACACGAACCAAGUUCAGAUUCGGUGAAGAGUUUUAUGAAGAAGUUUUCCCUGGCAGAUUCUGCAGAAGUACUAUGAAACUGGAAGGAGAAAAACUCAUCCACGUACGGCUCUACCAGGGUUUUGAGUUCACGACUGUCCGAGAGAUCCAGGAUGGGAUAUUGAUUGCGACUAUCACACAUGAAGACAUCACUGCAGUACAGACGUAUGAGAAGGUGUAAAUGUUGAUCGCUGGACCUGCAGUAUGAAAACAUGCUUUAACACUACAAGCAAGAAG
Messenger RNA from Neoarius graeffei (lesser salmon catfish), 455 nucleotides. Its product is annotated as fatty acid-binding protein, brain-like. The coding region runs from base 4 to 399 and encodes 131 amino acids. Gene Ontology annotation, biological process: fatty acid transport. Gene Ontology annotation, cellular component: cytosol; nucleus. Gene Ontology annotation, molecular function: fatty acid binding. Lineage: Eukaryota; Metazoa; Chordata; Actinopteri; Siluriformes; Ariidae. The record is from RefSeq and is a predicted model, not a curated record. The transcript is spliced from 4 exons.